Saccostrea cuccullata (small rock oyster) is the source of this 1941-nucleotide messenger RNA. RefSeq lists its product as uncharacterized. Bases 1 to 1941 code for a protein of 646 amino acids. Lineage: Eukaryota; Metazoa; Mollusca; Bivalvia; Ostreida; Ostreidae. Gene Ontology annotation, cellular component: membrane. The transcript has 12 exons. The record is from RefSeq and is a predicted model, not a curated record.
AUGUUCUUUGGCUUCGGAACAUGUGGUCGAGGGUUAGGAAUGGGAAAAUGUGUGGUAUUUUUGAGUGUAGUUGAAAAUCUUGCCAUAAGGAAAUCUGUGACGGUCAGUAGUAGAUACAACAAUGGAUACUUUGAACCAAGCAAAGCCGUAGACGGAGAUAAAAGUGCAUACCUCCUGGACUGCGCACUGACAGCUUCCGGUCAGAAAGAGGCGUGGUUAACUGUGGAUCUCGGGGAUAAUAAAAAUAUUGCAUCAAUAUCAAUCUUACAUGGGGGUUUUGGUCUUGGUGCAUUCUCACUAAGAACAUCUGACUCUGGUCUCUUUCCUGAUUCAAAUGGAGACGGAGAAGUCUUUGCUGCUAGUCCAUUGAGAAAGAUUUGUUUGGAUAGCUUUGAUGAAAAGGAUGCCCAGGCCGUUUGCCUGGCUUGGGGAUUUAUACCGGAUAGUACCCUAUUUUACAAAUCUAAGAAUACCGCAUCGGCUCCAUUUUAUGAAAGUGUCUUGAACUGUGCAGGCAAUGAAGUUAGCAUAAAUGCAUGUCCAAAAGGAUCACGUGGCUGCCCAUCAGGAUCACAAGUAGCUGUUAAAUGUAAAAAAGGCAGCACACUCUCUGGAUUUUCUGUGUAUGUAUCUGAUACAGAAGACUGGAGGUCAGGAACUCUCUGUUAUCAACACGACAAACAGCAAAUACAACCUACUGAGGUCUCCAUAGACUGUGUCACUUACGGUCGCUACGUCACUGUUUACAAUGCAAGAAAUUUAACAUCAUUUCCUAAUGUAUCCGAAUUUUCCUAUAUAAAUAUAUGUGAAAUCGAAGUUAAAGGAUGUGACCUGGGAUUUUACGGAGAAAACUGCACCAGGUGUCCUCAGAACUGUUUGAAUAACACAUGUCACUCUCAGAUUGGAGAAUGUUUUGAGUGUAUCGAUGGAUACACUGGACAGUAUUGUGGAACAGAAUGCCAAGCUGGUAAAUAUGGAAAAGCAUGUUCUGUCCAAUGUGGACAGUGUAUCGAUGAUAAACAGUGUAACCACGUGAAUGGAUCCUGUCCUGGGGAGUGUUCUCCUGGAUGGAGAGGUGAUAAAUGUGAUCAAAAAUGUGACCAAAGUUUCUAUGGACGACAAUGUAACAUGACAUGCAGUGAAUUCUGCAGGGGAAGACUCUGUGAUCCUACAACAGGUCAAUGUAAUAACUGUGUUGAUGGCAGAUUAGGAUUCUUCUGUGAAUCAGAAGUUGCGGUUGCUGUUGACAAUUCUUGUGCAUAUGCAGACGGAAACACAUGGGACACACCGCCUCUGAUCGCCGUUGGAUUGCUAUCUGUGGCUGUGAUAUUGUUGAUAGCAAUAUUGCUUGUCUGUUUUCUGAAGAAAAAACACCAGUCCUCUAAACCUAACAAGAACAACCCUAACUACCAAUUAGCCAUAUCAAGAAAAGACAACAACGAGUAUACUGGUAUCCAUGCGGCCAAAUCUGCUGAAUAUACAGAUGUGGAAACGUCUCAUUAUAUGGAGAUAGGAAACUCAAAAAUCAAAACCAAAACGGACCGGUUACCUCUCAAUUCUCAACAAUAUGAAAAUCUUGCCAUUAGGAAAUCUGUGAGGGUCAGUAGUAGAUACAACAAUGGAUACUUUGAACCAAGUAAAGCCGUAGACGGAGAUAAAAGUGCCUACAUGCUUGACUGCGCACUGACAGCUUCCGGUCAGAAAGAGGCGUGGUUAACUGUGGAUCUCGGAGAGAAGAAAAAUAUAGCAUCAAUAGCAAUCUUACAUGGGAGUUUUGGUCUUGGUGCAUUUUCAUUAAGAACAUCUGACUCUGGUCUCUUUCCUGAUUCAACUGGAGACGGACAAGUCUUUGCUGCUAAUCGAUUGAGAAAGAUUUGUUACGAUAGUUUUGAAGAAAAAGAUGCCCAAGUCGUUUGCCUGGCUUGGGGGUUUUUACCGUAA